AUUAAUUCAAGAAUCAACUUUCAACUUUUGCUGAUGAAAUAAUGUUGAGUUUCUUAUCUUGUUCCCAAUUCUUACUGUAAAAACAACUAAACAACUUGAUAAAUCCCCAGGACCCAUUAGCGCAGCUUUAAAUUGUUGGAAUAUCAUAAUUUCAUUUGUAUGCAAGAUAAUGAACCAGAAUAUAUGAGGUGAAUCAUUAAAGACAAAAAGAUCGUUGUGAGCUUCAAGCUCUUAUUGCCAGAAAGCGAACAUAAUCUCGAUGGUUGUUAAGUUAAUUGGUUUCAAUUCGCAGCCUAUUUGUGGUUCGUUAAUUCUUCAUUCUUACAUCACCAGAUGAAAUGGAUACAUAAUUUUGUUGGAUCUAAAGAAGCCCAAAAUGAUGAUCAUAUUGGAAUGGCUAAUAGUGGAAAGCGGAUGGUGAAUUGAGAUCGAUGUACUUUUUAAUAGAAAGCUGAUUGAACUUGAAAAUGAGGAUCAGGGUUACCGGACUCUUAAUAUCUUCCUAAUGAGAGAUUAUCUUCUUAUAUCAUCUGACUUUAAACAACUGAGUCAACUAUCCUGGUGACAAGUUCAACAUAUGAUAAUACAUAAUGAAGUUUCAUUCACGUUCCAGAAGGACCGGUCCUCUUCAUCAAGAUUAAUUCAAUUAGAUCGUUCACAUCGUUCCUGAUCAUCUUUCGCCCUUAUAAAGCUGAGAAAAAAAAGAGAAAUAUUUUCUCUCUUUGACUUUUAUUUUCUCAAAUGACUAUUUGCUCUGCAUUUAUUAGCAAUAACCUGUUGGUCAUCUGUGUGAUUAUUGUAAUGAAAAAGGAAAGAUCACACAAAGUGGAAUCAACAAAAUCAAUCUAAUCAUCAGAAAAUUGCAAUUAAAAUCACAUUGGUUUGGAAAAUGUUGUGGAACCAACUUUGACUUCAUUCAAUGGUACAUUCAACCCAGGGUGAUCGUAUCAUCAUCAUCACCACCAGGUUUCUUCUUUGCUCUUCUUUCAACUUCUUCAUCAUCAUCUUGAUGAUUAAAGAGAUAUUGAUGAAGUUGAUGGUGAUUCUGGUGCUGAUGUUGAUCAUCAACAGGAGCAAUUAUUGAUAGAAGGAGAGUUUACAAGGAAUAAACCGGAUAAGGUGUGAUUUAGAUUUUUGGUUGCGUAAAGAACAAAAAUUUCAGUCAAGUUUGUAUUUUGAUGAAAAUUGUUAAUAAUGAGCGUCAAAUCAAAUCAACAUACAUGUAUUUACAAUUUACAGUGAUCAAUCUUGAAAUGAAAUUGGUUGACCACCCUUUACUCUGCCAUAAUCUUUUUUUAUCAUAAACCUUUUUGUUGGUCAAUUGUCUGUUCAGUUAUAAUCGACUGACUCACUUGGAGAGACAAAAUUGUUUCUUAUUUUUUGUUAUUUUUCUGGAUCAAAUUGGAUUAAAUUGCUCGAUUUUACUUUCAAAGGGAAAUCAAUCAAUUGUUGAGUUGUCAGAAUGGAUCCUGGACAUAAAUUAUCAUCCAUCAUAUGGUUUAUAUUUAUUGUUUCAAGUUAUUGUCUAGAAGAAAGUAACAUCAAUAGGACUUUUAUAACAACUACUCAAUCAUCAAGUAAUACAAUUAACGACGACAUAACAACAAUUAUCUCAACAUCUUCACCUUCACCUUCUUCCAGUUCUUCACCCUCCUCCUCACCACCCACGACAACAUCAACUUCAUCCUCAUCCACAUCAACUCCUAGCCCAACAACUAUCUCAUCUCUACCAUCAACUCAAUCAUCUGAACCUCGAGCUCAACAAGCGUGCGGAUAUAACCGUUAUCGGAAUGAUAGUCCAUUGACUGAACGCAUUGUUGGUGGUAACAAUUCAAUUAUUGGUGAAUGGCCAUGGCAAGUCUCUCUCCGUUUGAUUCACCCACAAGUGGGCAAAAUUGGACAUUGGUGUGGUGGAGUUUUGAUUGACCGUCAAUGGGUAAUGACAGCUGCUCAUUGCAUGUUAAACCCAGUCUUUGCCUUGCCUCAACCAAUAUUUUGGGAAGUUCGUGUUGGUGAACACAAUAUGAAAUUAACUGAGACCCAUGAGAAAACUUAUUCAGUAACAAAGCUUUUCCAUUAUCCAUGGUACCGUGGUUAUGAUAAUGAUAUUGCUCUUAUGAAAUUAAGUGAACCAGUUGAAACAAAUGAUCAUGUUUCACCAAUCUGUUUACCUGAUGAUCCUCAUUUUGAUUUCUUUGAUGUUGAAUGUGUUGCCACAGGAUGGGGAAAAGUUGAUUACAACAAAAGAGCAGCUGAUGUCUUACAAAAAGUUGAAAUAAAAGUGUUUGACAAUGAGGAAUGUCAGAAAGCAUAUUUCCCCAAAUUCAAGAUCUCAAUCAGACAUUGGCAUCUUUGUGCUGGAACUAAAGAAGGUGGAAAAGGAACUUGUCAUGGUGAUUCUGGAGGACCACUUCAAUGUAAAGUUGGCAACCAAUGGCAUCUUGCUGGAAUAACAUCAUUUGGUUCUGGUUGUGCUAAACCAGGUUUCCCUGAUGUUUAUACUCGAGUUACUCAUUUUCUUGAGUGGAUCAAUCAAAUCAAGAGUCUUUAUUAACCAACCAAAAUAAUUACCUCCUUUUGUAUUUGAUUUUAAUCCUCUCACUGAUCUUAAUUUAAUAUUUAUCGAACCCUUUUGUGAUCUAUUUUAAUUUCUUUACCUCUUUGUGCUUUCUUCAUAAAUAUUCAUUAAUAAAACUCACGAAACAUUGG
Messenger RNA from Tetranychus urticae (two-spotted spider mite), 2709 nucleotides. RefSeq names its product trypsin-1. Gene Ontology annotation, biological process: proteolysis. NCBI's taxonomy places the organism in Eukaryota, Metazoa, Arthropoda, Arachnida, Trombidiformes, Tetranychidae. Gene Ontology annotation, molecular function: serine-type endopeptidase activity. The record is from RefSeq and is a predicted model, not a curated record.